Molecule: messenger RNA, 1770 nt
Organism: Fusarium subglutinans
Lineage: Eukaryota; Fungi; Ascomycota; Sordariomycetes; Hypocreales; Nectriaceae
Product: CTI6 Cyc8-Tup1 interacting
Exons: 3
Coding region: 1-1770 (589 amino acids)
Biological process (GO): negative regulation of rDNA heterochromatin formation; negative regulation of silent mating-type cassette heterochromatin formation
Cellular component (GO): Rpd3L-Expanded complex; Rpd3L complex
Source: RefSeq, a predicted model, not a curated record
AUGGCACCACCCUCGCCGCGACGGUCAUCAAGAGCCCGCGCCACCAAUUCACAAUCCCAACAGUCAUCUGUAUCCUCAAGCACGUCUGGUCGAGUUGAGAGGAAUACGAGAUCAGUCGCCAAACCCUCUUCCAACAAGUCUACACCCAGUGCCUCUUUGUCCUCUGAGCCAUUUGAAGAUCUUGACGAUACCCUCCUCGGUCGAAGGCGAAAGCGCAACCACGAAGACGAAAACGAUAAGACUUCGAAACCCGAUAAUUUUGGAAUGGCGAAUGGCAGCGACGACCUCCCAGAAGAGGAGGACGAAGCCGUGCGAUGUAUCUGUGAUGUAGAAGAAUACCCGGGCCGCCCACCCGUGGAAGGUGCCGACCUGGAUUUCUUCAAUGCCAUAGAAUUUACUGAAGAAGUUACCGGCUUCUUCGUUCAAUGCGACAUUUGCAAGGUCUGGCAGCACGGCGCCUGUGUUGGCAUCUUUAGCGCUGAGAGCUCCCCCGAGGAAUAUUUUUGCGAGCAAUGCCGCAAAGAUCUUCAUAAAAUAUACACUGCAAGCAACGGUUUUGUUUUCAGCCAAAAAUGGUCCAAGUAUGUCCCCCAUAACCGGCCGUCGCGCGCAACGUCUCGAGCCACCUCAAUUGCCAAGGAAGGCAAUCGCUCACCCAAGACUGGCACGAGCAAGAACUCGCGCCCAACUUCCGCCUCACAAACCUCGAAACGUCGAUCCACAAUGAAUAGCCGCGACCGAGCUUAUGAAGACGAGCAACUCCUGCGCGCCAUUGAAGCAAGUAAAGAAGAUGUCCCUCAAGAUGGACAAGAAACCAUGACCCGACGAGCGAAACGGGGACGAAGCGAUAGUGAAGAAUCAGUCGCUGUGAAUGCCCGGCCACGGGAUGAGAAACUGGCAUCACUAAGGAACCCGUUAAGUGUAAAGCGACAGAGAACCAAUUCGAUGUCACCUUCACCCCCCACUGAGCUGGUCGAGGCUCAAAGUUACAACGAAUCAGAUGACGAUGUUAACACUCGAAAUGGAGCCAAGAACGCUCGUAACAGCAAGAACCAGCGAACUAAGACGGAGAAGGAGGAUAAAGAGCGCCAGCGACAGGAAGCUGCAGAUAAAAGGAAAGGCCGCGCGGAAAGGCGACGAGGAGAGGAUUCUGACCCUUCAGAGGAAACACCUCCCGCCGUGGCUAAACCUCCCGCCACCAAAAGCAUCGAGACACCAGUUAUUAUGGAAACCCCUGCACUUGCGCUGCCCGUUCCCGACACACCCCCUGCGAGCAACCAGACGGUCUCAAGCACCGCCAAGCGCGGCGGCAGAGCUACACAUAAGAAGGGCAAAGGCAGAAACCAAUACACGAGGGAUCGCGAUGUGGAUGGCGAAUCCCCAGCACGAUCCAUGUCAAGGGACAUUCAAAAGAACGGCGAAGAACCCACCCCUACACAUACGAAACCCACAAGUGAACAUCGACAUGGCAAGUCAAAGCCCGCCUUACACCACAAGCUGAAUAUGGUGGAUAUGAAGCGGCGUGUCGGCGCCAUAAUGGAUUUCAUUUCAAGGACCCAAGUGGACCUUGCAGCGGAAGCAAUCCCAGGCACGAACGGAAACGCAAGCAACGCAGAAGCAUCGCCGCAAAAGUCCUCAGAUUCCCAUUCUCUAGAGAAUGAGGAUACAGUAGACUCUUCCGGAGGCAAAGAUUUUAAGGAUCUGAACUGUAUAGAGAUGAUGGAUGUCCUGACACGAGAUAUGGUCAAGUGGCAGAAUCAGUAUACCUGA